AUGUGUGGCUCUCGACGCGGCGAAGCCUCGGGCUCGACCAACGUCCAUGGACGGGAGGUCCUGCCUACCAACGUCAAGCCGGUCCACUAUGACCUGACGUUGGAGCCCAACUUUGAGUCCUUCACCUACAAUGGAACCGUCGUGAUUGACCUCCAGGUCGCCGAGGAUUCCACCUCCAUCGCCCUCAACUCCAAUGAGAUUGAUAUCCACAGCGCCAUUGUCUCCGCCCAGGGCUCUGUCGUCGCCUCGAACCCCGAGAUCUCUGUCGACAAGGACAGCCAAGUCGCUACGAUCAAGUUCUCCGAAACCAUUCCCGCGGGGUCCUCCGCCCAGCUGAAGCUGACCUUCACUGGUAUCCUCAAUGAUAAUAUGGCCGGUUUUUAUCGUUCGUCCUACAAGCUGCCUAACGGCGAGACCAAAUAUCUGGCCUCCACCCAGAUGGAGCCGACUGACGCUCGCCGCGCAUUCCCCUGCUUCGAUGAGCCCGCUCUCAAGGCCAAGUUCACCAUCACCUUGGUCGCCGAUAAGAGCAUGACCUGUCUGAGUAACAUGGACGUUGCGUCGGAGUCCGAGGUGCAGGGCGGUAAGAAGGCAGUCAAGUUCAACACCACCCCCCUUAUGUCCACCUACCUGGUGGCCUUCAUUGUCGGUCACAUGAACUACAUCGAAACCAAUGCUUUCCGGGUGCCCAUCCGUGUCUAUGCUACUCCCGACCAGGACAUCGAGCACGGCCGCUUCUCGCUGGAUCUGGCUGCUCGGACUCUCGCCUUCUAUGAGAAGGCUUUCGAUAGCACCUUCCCCCUCCCGAAGAUGGACAUGGUGGCUGUGCCCGACUUCAGCGCCGGAGCUAUGGAGAACUGGGGUCUGAUCACCUACCGUAUUGUGGACGUGCUGCUGGAUGAGAAGACUAGUGGCGCGUCCCGCAAGGAGCGCAUUGCCGAGACAGUCCAGCACGAACUGGCCCACCAGUGGUUCGGAAACUUGGUCACCAUGGACUUCUGGGACGGCCUGUGGUUGAACGAAGGUUUCGCUACGUGGAUGUCCUGGUACUCCUGCAACAGCUUCUACCCCGAGUGGAAGGUCUGGCAGACUUACGUCAUUGAUAACCUCCAGAGUGCGCUCUCCCUCGACUCGCUCCGCAGCAGCCACCCCAUUGAGGUGCCGGUGAAGCGUGCCGACGAGAUCAACCAGAUCUUCGACGCCAUCUCGUACUCCAAGGGUUCGUCGGUGCUGCGCAUGAUCUCCAAGUAUCUCGGAGAAGAUGUUUUCCUCCAGGGUGUGCGGAACUACAUUAAGAAGCACGCCUACGGAAACACUCAGACCGGUGACCUGUGGGCCGCUCUCGCUGAUGCCUCCGGCAAGCCCGUGGAGAAGGUGAUGGACAUCUGGACCAAGAACGUUGGCUUCCCCGUCGUCACGGUUUCGGAGAACCCAUCCUCUUCCUCCAUUACCCUGAAGCAGAACCGCUUCCUCCGGACCGGUGAUGUCCGGCCCGAAGAGGACACCACCCUCUACCCUGUCAUGCUCGGACUGCGCACCAAGCAAGGCAUCGACGAGAACACCAUGCUCACCGAGCGCCAGGGUGAAUUCAAGGUGCCCGAUUUGGACUUCUACAAGCUCAACGCCGAUCAUUCCGCCAUCUACCGCACUUCCUACACCCCUGACCGUCUGUCUAAGCUGGGCAACGCUGCCAAGCAGGGACUGCUGACCGUCGAGGACCGCGCCGGUAUGAUCGCCGACGCGGGUGCCCUGGCCGCCUCCGGCUACCAGAGCACUUCGGGACUCCUCUCCCUCCUGCAGGGCUUCGAUGGAGAGUCGGAGUUCAUCGUGUGGAACGAAAUGCUGACCCGGAUCGGCACCAUGCGGGCCGCCUGGCUGUUUGAGGAUGCGCAGGUGAAGGACGCCCUCAAGGCUUUCCAGCGCGCUCUCGUGAGCUCCAAGGCGCACGAGCUGGGCUGGGAGUUUUCCGAGAACGACGGCCACAUCCUGCAACAGUUCAAGGCACUCAUGUUCGGCAGCGCCGGUAUGGCCGAGGACCCGGUCGUUGUGAAGGCCGCACAGGACAUGUUCGCGCGCUUUGCCGCCGGCGAUGCCACUGCCAUCCACCCCAACAUCCGCGGCAGCGUCUAUUCCAUUGUGCUGAAGAAUGGCGGCGCGAAGGAGUACGACGUCGUGCUGGACCGCUUCCGCAACGCGCCCACCUCCGAUGAGAAGACCACGGCCCUCCGCUGCCUCGGUGCCGCCGAGGACCCCGCUCUCAUCCAGCGCACCCUCGACCUCGCCAGCAGCGAUGAGGUCAAGAACCAGGACAUCUACAUGCCGCUGGGUGGUCUGCGCGGCCACACCGCCGGUAUUGACGCGCGCUGGACCUGGAUGAAGAACAACUGGGAUGCGCUGUACCAGCGUCUCCCACCGGGUCUGGGCAUGCUCGGUACGGUUGUGCAGCUCAGCACGGCCAGCUUCUGCACGGAGGCGCAGUUGCGGGAUGUGGAGACCUUCUUUGCCAGCAAGGACACCAAGGGCUUUGACCGCGCCGUCGAGCAGAGUCUGGACGCCAUCCGGGCCAAGAUCAACUGGGUCAAGCGGGAUGGCGCUGAUGUUGAGUCUUGGUUGAAGGCGAACAAGUACCUGGGCGGUGGGAAGCUGUAA
Molecule: messenger RNA, 2649 nt
Organism: Aspergillus terreus NIH2624
Lineage: Eukaryota; Fungi; Ascomycota; Eurotiomycetes; Eurotiales; Aspergillaceae
Product: M1 family metallopeptidase
Exons: 3
Coding region: 1-2649 (882 amino acids)
Biological process (GO): proteolysis; peptide catabolic process
Cellular component (GO): cytoplasm
Molecular function (GO): metalloaminopeptidase activity; zinc ion binding; peptide binding
Source: RefSeq, a predicted model, not a curated record